AUGGCGUCUCAGAUCAUAGCCGUCGAAGAACUGCGCAAGCAAGGUCUCAUUGAGCCCGACGAUGUAUCACUUCUAUCUGUGGUUGGAGAAGAAAAAGGUGGCACCGGUAAGUUUACUGCAAAUGGCUUGAGGUUGUCCUGGGAGGCAGUUGUCUUUGCUGAGCCAACUGAUAAUCUACUAGCGAUCGGCCUGAAGGCCAUUUCGUCUUCGAUCUCGUCAGUGAGGGAAUACCCUCCCAUUCCGGAUAUCCCGACCACGGUCGAAGUGCGAUCUUUGCGAUGA
This is a messenger RNA of Penicillium manginii, 282 nucleotides long. RefSeq lists its product as uncharacterized. NCBI's taxonomy places the organism in Eukaryota, Fungi, Ascomycota, Eurotiomycetes, Eurotiales, Aspergillaceae. The transcript has a single exon. The coding region runs from base 1 to 282 and encodes 93 amino acids. The record is from RefSeq and is a predicted model, not a curated record.